Messenger RNA from Purpureocillium lilacinum, 867 nucleotides. RefSeq lists its product as uncharacterized. The record is from RefSeq and is a predicted model, not a curated record. Gene Ontology annotation, molecular function: rRNA (adenine) methyltransferase activity. Lineage: Eukaryota; Fungi; Ascomycota; Sordariomycetes; Hypocreales; Ophiocordycipitaceae. Gene Ontology annotation, cellular component: nucleolus.
AUGGUUGCCAAGAAGAAAUCAUCGCUCAAAAGCCUCCAGGCAGGCCGUCCACCCACGGCCAGGUCUGGUCGAUCCAUGUCCCGCAAAGCCAGCCGAACCCUCAUCAAUACGCACCACCAGCUGGAGAAGAGACGUCGACAAGCCGCAGCUACGGGAGACGAUAAGGCAGAGGCUGCCAUUGCCGCCGAGAUUGCCUCUCUCGGCGGCCUGGGCCACUACCAGCAAGCGAGCCUUCAGGGGCAAAGCCUCGACCGCGGCGGUGACACGUCCAAGGUCCUGCUCGAGUGGCUAUCCACCAAGGAGGUGGCCACAGGGGGACCGCGGCUCAAGAUGUUGGAGGUUGGAGCGCUGAGCACCCGCAAUGCUUGCUCACGAAGCGGACUCUUCGACAUGGUACACAUCGAUUUAAACAGCCAAGAGCAAGGGAUCCUCGAGCAGGACUUCAUGGAACGGCCCCUGCCGGCAAGCGACACGGACAAGUUCGACAUCAUAUCCCUUAGCCUCGUGCUUAACUUUGUGCCAGAGGCAGAAGGCCGCGGCCAGAUGCUUUUGCGAACGCUUUCGUUCCUACGCGAGCAAAAAGCAGCAAGCCAGGGCCCGUUCCCGUUCCCGGCGCUCUUCUUGGUCCUGCCUAGGAGCUGUCUGGACAACUCGCGGUACAUGACGCAAUCACGCCUCGAGGAGCUCAUGGGGGACCUGUGUUAUCAGCGCGUCCACAUAAAGAUGACCCAAAAGCUGGCCUACAGUCUAUGGCACAACACUCGGCUUCUUCCAUCGACGAAGAUCGAAUUCACUAAGCGGGAAGUGAACCCAGGCAGGACAAGGAACAACUUCGUCAUAACUCUACAACACCGCGCCAACCAGUGA